ACUAAUCUUCUUAGAAAUAAGGACGGUUGGUUUUCUAGUGAGACGCAUUUAAAGAUUACGUUGAUCUUGUUUCGCACAACACGUCCGUCGCGUUCUCCAGACAUCUACGAAAGAUACAAUGGAAACUAAAUCCGGUGAAUGGGCUGUAGUUACUUAGAUAGUUCUGAUCUCCUAUUCAUUCAUUAACGAGCCAGCGUCCCUCGUCUUUGCGGGCAGAUUCCAGUGACGUUACAUAAGUUACAGGUGGCCAAAGAUAUUCAACUCGGUGCUAGGGAAAAUGAGAAUGCUCACCUUCCUCCUGGUUGGACUAACAGUCCAUGUGAUCUUCUUCCUCUCUAUCUUUGACAUCUACUUCACCUCUCCCCUGGUCCACGGCAUGACACCCCAGACCACGCCCCUGGCACCCCCUGCAUCCAGGCUGGUGUUAUUGGUGGCCGAUGGUCUCCGAGCAGACAGUCUCUUCACACUCCUCCCGAAUGGCUCGUCCAGGGCCCCGUACUUGAGGAGUGUGAUUGAGGAGAAGGGUACCUGGGGUGUGUCGCACACACGCGUGCCCACUGAGUCCCGUCCCGGUCAUGUUGCUCUUAUCGCUGGCUUCUAUGAGGAUGUUAGUGCUAUUGCUAAAGGAUGGAAGGAGAAUCCUGUAGAGUUUGACUCUGUGUUUAAUGAGACCCGUAACACCUGGUGCUGGGGCAGCCCUGAUAUUCUGCCAAUGUUUGCUAAAGGUGCCAGUGGAGACCAUGUGUAUGCUCACACAUACCCAGCAGAGGAGGAGGACUUUGCCUCCACAGAUGCCUCCAGGCUGGACACCUGGGUGUUCACGCAAGUCAAAUCAUUCUUUCAGUCAGCAAAGUCUAACUCCAGCCUGAUGGCCAAUCUGCUCGAGGAUGAGAACGUCUUCUUCUUGCAUCUGCUGGGCAUCGACACAAACGGACACGCACACCGACCAAUGUCACAGGAGUACCUCGAGAAUAUUGGCCUCGUAGACACGGGUGUAGCUGAACUGGUGUCUAUGGUUGAAGACUUCUUCGGUCAUGAUGGAAGAACGGCGUAUGUGUUCACCUCUGAUCAUGGAAUGACAAACUGGGGUUCACACGGUGCAGGUCAUCCUUCUGAGACACUCACCCCUUUAGUGGCGUGGGGAGCCGGAGUUAACUACGCCCACAAAGUCACCGAAGCCCAACCAUACGAGGAUGGCUUCCUACAAGAUUGGAAACUGGAGCAUCUUCGUAGAGUUGACGUCAAUCAGGCAGACAUCGCUCCCCUCAUGGCUUCUCUCAUUGGUGUCCCGUUUCCUGUUAAUUCAGUUGGUGUGUUACCUCUUCUCUACCUUAACAACAGUGACCACUUCAAGGCGGAAAGCAUCUACACUAAUGCUAUUCAAGUACUAGAGCAGUACAAGAUAAAAAUGACCCAGAAAAAGGAGACAACUUUGUCUUUUCUCUUCACCCCAUAUCAACUUCUCACUGACUCGAAACAAUCCGAAUUCAUCCGCAAGGCUAGAAUCCUGAUGCAGCUGGAGAAGUAUGACGAUGCUAUUUCGCUGUGCCGGUCUCUGAUAGCUCACGCUCUGGAGGGCCUCCUCUACUACCACACUUAUGAUAGGUUCUUCCUGGGUUGCAGUGUUGUGCUGGGAUUUGUAGGCUGGACCUCAUAUGUAGUCCUAGUCAUACUGAAGACUCAUGCCAACCUCAACAGACGCCCCGGUCUCCUCAAACAGAAUCCCAGCCAUGCCUUGGUGAGGCUGUGUGUGUGUGUGACGGUGGUGAUCACUGGGUUCCUGCUUAUCCAAAGGAGCCCCGUUACCUACUACGUUUACUGCCUGCUGCCGGUCCCUUUAUGGUACUCUGUCCUUAAAGAGUCCGGAACUCUGACAGAUUUAAUUCGUUCGGCCCCCUCUCUGCCGCUGUGGAAAUGUUUUGGCUAUUUUGUGCUGGUGUCGUUUGGGAUCGAGCUGCUGGUGGUGAGUUUCUUCCAUCGCGCCAUGCUCACUGUGGGCCUGGUGGUCCUCUCCGUCUGGCCCUUCCUGUGGGGACUUUUUGACAAGGCCAAGUCCCGUUCGUUGAGCUGGUGUCUGGGCUGUCUGUGUUUGGCUGCUUUCCCCUUGAUGCCGGUUGUGGGCAGAGAGCCUAAUAUACAUCUGGUUACCUGUGCAGGUCUACUCACUCUCUUCACUUCUGCCUGUUACCUCUGGUCAUCAAGACGGAGGACAACACUGCACCUGAGUGACAGACAACAGUUUUUCACCCAGAUGCUCCUUGUGGCAGUGUGUGCAUACGUUCCAUCCCUCACACACUCCAGCCUGCAGCAGAAACAGGGCCUGCCACUUUUUAAUCAAAUCAUCAGCUGGACCACAUUAGCAUCUUCUAUGCUGGUUCCAUUGUUGAGCUCGACGCGUCUCUUCCACCGACUCCUCAGCAUAUUCCUCUCUCUCACGGCCACAUACCUACUGCUCAGCACCGGGUCAGAGGCAUUGUUCCCUCCUGUGUUAUCUUGGUUGAUGUUUGUGUGGAUCAACAUUGAACAGGAAGCUAUGCUUGCUCAGGGUGUCUCUAGCAGACAAGAGCUCGCCACAAUUGAUUUCUCCGCAAACAUCGACAUCACCAAGAUCCGACAACUGAAGUUGGAUGACAUCAGGAGAUCCUAUUUUUUUGUAUUUUUUAUAAUAACAGCUUUCUUCGGCACAGGAAACAUAGCUUCCAUCAACAGUUUUGACCCAGCGUCUGUUUAUUGUUUCCUCACCGUCUUCAACCCCUUCAUCAUGGGAGGGCUGAUGAUGUGGAAGGUUAUCAUUCCAUUCAUCAUAGUAAUGUGCACAUUUGAGACCAUCCAAGUUGCAACACAGCUCUCAUCGAGAAGUUUGUUCCUCAUUGUCCUGGUCAUCUCCGACUUGAUGGCUCUGCACUUUUUCUUCCUAGUGCAGGACUACGGCAGCUGGUUGGAUAUUGGAACAAGCAUUAGUCAUUAUGUGAUCGUGAUGUCGAUGACCAUCUUCCUGAUGUUGCUCAGUGUGGUCACACACAUUCUCACCUCACAAAGACUCUAUCUGUGGAGGCCCAAGAUGCACUUCCCCUAAAUAUACGUGUUUGUGUUUGUGUGUGCAUGCACACAUUCUAGUUAAACCAAAUAUGCACUACAUUUGAUAUUUUUAUUUAUAUAGAUAUUUUUGUAUGUAGCGUUUGCCUAUUAAGCCAGAGUUUGUUUGUAUAAAAUAGGAUAUUUGUUUAGCACACUAUAUAGUAUAUAAGUAGUGUGCAAAAGUCUCACGCCACUUGAUUAAAUAGUUUUUGAGUUGCGGAAACCCCCUCUAUUAUACUCCUACCAGUAAAGAUGCUUUAAAACAUCCUCUCUCACCUGUGAUAACUCUGUGACAUAGAUAAUUACUUCAAGUUUACAUUAUUAGAGGAAAUACUGAGUUCUUCUUUUCAACCAUUGUUGUCUUCCUUGUAUUAAUAUAAAACAAACACUUGAGGUCUGAGACUUUUGCACACGACUGUUUGCACUGACACUCAUUCCCUGUUCCAAUAUCAUUGUUUUUACAUUAAUGAUUGAUGAAAUGACUAAGGCCACUUGAAUAUGUAACUCUGCAUCAUACCUUUGCCAAGGGUGCUGAUUUAUGACCCACUAAAGAAAUGUAACUUGAUAACUCUAUUAACAGUAUUUCCAGUGAAGCUGCUUAGAAUAUAUCCUUCUUGAGAAGGAAUAGGGAGUGAUUUUAAUUUAUUGUGACUACUGUAUUUUUGUACCAGUCAAACUGAUGAGGUGGAAUGGAAACUGGAAUUUUUAUAAAGUGACCUGUGUGUUAUAUUUACUGAAACCAUUAACAGGACUACACUUGGUGUCAGUAUAGUGUAUGUGCUCUUUAUUUGUACAUCAGCGAACAGCGCAGCUCUAGGCUGGGCUUAGAAACUCAAGGUGGGAACAUGGAAAGUAAAACUGUCUUGUAAGGUUCUUAAACCACUGCAGACCAGUUGCACUCUGAUAGCCCCAGUAGAGCUUGAGAAGCCAGUAGCCAGCAAUAGGAUUGUGGUUGCAUUUGAAAACUUGUAAAUGUCUGUAUUGUAAAUAAUAACAUUGGGAUGUGGUGCAAAAUGUAGUGUGUUUUUAAUAAAAAGAAAACCAAAAAAACAA
Messenger RNA from Pseudoliparis swirei, 4131 nucleotides. It is a transcript of the gene pign, whose product is annotated as phosphatidylinositol glycan anchor biosynthesis, class N. Gene Ontology annotation, biological process: GPI anchor biosynthetic process. Gene Ontology annotation, molecular function: mannose-ethanolamine phosphotransferase activity. Lineage: Eukaryota; Metazoa; Chordata; Actinopteri; Perciformes; Liparidae. The record is from RefSeq and is a predicted model, not a curated record. The coding region runs from base 278 to 3076 and encodes 932 amino acids. The transcript has 29 exons. Gene Ontology annotation, cellular component: endoplasmic reticulum membrane.